Molecule: messenger RNA, 3911 nt
Organism: Carassius gibelio (silver crucian carp)
Lineage: Eukaryota; Metazoa; Chordata; Actinopteri; Cypriniformes; Cyprinidae
Gene: palmda
Product: palmdelphin a
Exons: 9
Coding region: 166-1539 (457 amino acids)
Biological process (GO): regulation of cell shape
Cellular component (GO): cytoplasm; membrane
Source: RefSeq, a predicted model, not a curated record
AGACUAUAGAGACUGAAUAACUGAAGCUCACUGGCAUUUCAUUGGCUCAAGAGAGGACUGUCAGUCUUGUCUACAGCACCUGCACGCUCCUAGCUGCUUGACGGCUGUGCGUGAACUCACAAAACCCUUCUGGAUAUCCGUUCAUCUUCAGCCACCCGUGGUAGGAUGGAAGAAGCAGAACUCUUAAAGGAGCGCCUUCAAGCUAUUACGAAUAAGAAAAAAAUCCAAGAAGAAAUUGCCCACAAGCGGCUUGAGAUUGACAGAGAGAAACUAAAGCUUCAACAUGUCAAGAAAAGAUCCAUGAGAGAUCUGUGGCUCAUGGAUGGGAUGAAUAGCAGUAAUGCACAGGAAACACAAAAAGCUCUUGAAGAUGCACAGCAAACUAAGCACCUCAAGAGCACCAUACAUCGGAUAGAGAAAGAGAUUGAAGCGUUGGAGAGAGAGGAAAUGAACAUCUCAACAAAUGAGGGGCUGAUUUUAAAGAGGCUCAAAGUCAUUGAAAGGUCUCCAGAGGACAUCAUUAAGGCAGUGCAUGCAGAUUUCACAACAGAGCCAAUCUAUAUUCAGUCAACAAUUCCAAACAUGCGAAAUCCCAGCACACCGCUAAAAAAUCAGAGGAAGAAACAAGACCUGGAAACUGAAGCAAAAACCGACCAAUCCAAACCUGCUUUGCUCGCCAUGGAAAUUAACGUUCAGAAGGACUUGCGCACAGGUGAAAGCCAAGUCCUCUCCACCUCCACCAUUUCUCCCCAAGAGCUCCAGCAGAAAGGCAUCAAAGUCUAUGACGAUGGCCGGAAGUCCGUCUACGCCCUGCGUACGGAUGGUCACCAGCCUGGUGCUAACGGAGUGGAUGAACUCAGUCCUGUUGAGGUCGAGGAGCUGCUGAGACAGGCGUCUGAGAAAAAAAAGAGGUCCAAUCACGUUCAGGUUCCCUACAACCUCUCCCAUGAGGCCAGUAAAUUCCAAGAGAGCCACGAAUCCAACGGAUACCAAGAUCCAUAUAGCGUCGACUUAUCGGCAUGGCCUGAGCUUGUGUACAGUAAUGGUGUGUGCUAUCCAGAGAAUGUAGGUCAUGGACUUCCUCUCCUGCCAAUGCCUAAUUACAAUGACAGACCAGAAGAAUGCUAUCACAACAGAGGGGAAAGACACAUGCAUGGACAGUAUUACAACCAAAGAGAGAACCACCAGGGGAUGCGACUUUUGGAUUGUGACAUCAGAAACCACAGUCCAUGUUCGGCCUAUUCUGCGGACUCCAAACUCAGCGUGCUGAAUGCCAUGCCAUCGGACGAGCCUGUCACCAUGAUCUUCAUGGGAUACAAGAAUGCCGAAGAUGACAGCCAGAGCUGUGAGGGCUCAGUUCAGGCAGAGCUGGUGAUCAUUGGAGACGGUGAAGAUGAAGCAAGUAAGAGCUUGAUCCCCCAUCAAAACUCCAAUGCCUUUAUCCCCUCUGCUGGACGAAAGGGCAAAAGAGACGGCACGGAGGACCCGUCCACUACAGCAUUACAGAUACAGAUGGAGAAACUGGGCCAAUCUGCAUAACAUGCACAUUUUGUGUAGUUCACACUCUGGGAACUCUGAGAUUGUUGUACGAUGGUCAAGAGCAGCCAGCGAGACAAGAAACGUGAACCAACGUCUCAGCAGAGUCUUCUGAAAGUGAAAUAUGGAUGUAUUAUUAACACUUUUUGAGAAAAUAUUUCAAUUCUAACUUUAAUUUACUCCUAUACAUAAUUUACGUAUAGUUUUAAUGACAAUAGAGCUUGAAAGAAAUACAACGCACACAUAUCUGUUGUAAGCUACAUGACACUGACUAAUGUUUGAAAUGACUUGUCAAUAAACUCAAUAGCUAUAUAUUCCAUUUUGAAGGCUGCACCAUAAGGAGGAUGCGUUUGAAGGCCACAUUCAUCGAGGAUGUCUCAUUUAAGAAAAUUAAAGAGGUUUUAUGAUGCGAUUUCAAGUUUUCCUUUCUCUUUGGAUUGUUACCAGCUGUUCGUGCAUAGACAAGAACCCUAAAGUUGCAAAGACUAAAGUCUCAAACCCAAAGAAAUAUUCUUUAUAAAAGUUAAAGGUAUAUGAUGUUUUUUUAAAGAUCAUUAUUUUUUGCAUUUGGUGUAACAGAAUAUGUUGACAAGCUUUAAUGCUCAAAAAACUUUUUUUUUUCAAAUACUGUACAUUAUUGUCCUCUAUGCCCCUCCUCUCUCAAAUGCGUCAUUUUCUACAAAGUCCCUCCUUCUGACAAGCGCAGUCUGCUCUGAUUGGCCAACUGACCCAAUGCAUUGUGAUUGGCCGAACACGGCAAGCACUCAUUGGAAGUGUAACAUCCCUUUCCAUAAUUGCGAGCUUCAUCUUUCAAAAUAAAUGUAAAGACAGUUAAUAAUGUCCUUAGUUUUACCAUCAGUUCAAGCCUGAAAAGGAAACAGAGUGGCGUGACAGAUACAGUGAUGAAGCUUGUAUGUGUUCGCAGUACACAAGCCAUCAAUAGUUAAGACAGCUGACUCCACUGUGUGACCGUCUCACUCUCUCUCUCACUCACAAACACUCGUGCAUACGAGUGGGAGGAGCAGAGUCUUAACUUUGAUGAAGAAUAUCUCUUUGGAUUUUAGUCUUCAGUCUUUGCAGCUUUACAGAUCUUCUUCAUGCACCAAGAGCUUGUAACACUCCAAAGAUAAAGAAAUAAUUGAAAUUGCAUCAUAUGACCCCUUUAAGACUUGUCCAUGCCCUCCUAAAAUGCCUCAUUUAAACACAUCCCCACAUGUCUAGUCACAAUGUGGGAAGAUUUGCAUAACAACGCCCAAAUGUUCACACAAAGAAAGAGGGUAUAAUUUUGAUUCUUGCUGCAGUAUUAUUGUUGCCGCCGGUACCAUGUCGUGGAGACACUGUGUUUUUCGGUGUGAAAGCGAAAGUACUUAGUUUGGUCUUCCAAAAGAGGGCACAACUAGAAAUUAGUGGUUAAGUUGUAUUUUCAACAAUGUUUCAGAAAAGUUCUAACCAAAUUUCUGUUUGCCUGAACGUACAAUGCCAGCUAUUAUGACUCACUACCUGUAAGUAUGUUUUCAUAUUUAAAGAAUUAAGACAGUGUAAGUCAUUAUAAUCAGUAAUUAUGUCCCCACUGGAUGCAACAAAUGCCUCAUUUGUAAUAGAUUGUUGUUUUUGUCUUGUUUCACCGGGACAUGGCAUCACGGUACUGUAAUUAUCUUAACAUUUCCGUCACACGCUUGAGGUAUUCGGCCAAUCAUGCACUGGAUACCUGGCCAAUCAGAGCACACCUCGCUUUUCAGAAUGAUGAGCUUUGUAAAAAUCUAUGCGUUUCAUAAAGGCAGGGCAUAGAGGAGCAACAAUAAAGUACAUUAAACCACACAAAACAAUGUUUUUUUAGCAACGUCAUAUGACCCCUUUAACCAUUAUACAAUUUUAUAUUGUUCCUUGUGAGACAUAAAUUACUGUGAUUUCUUUCAUACUCUUCAAUGUAAUAGUUACUUUUCUUAAAUGAGAUGGGCUAAAUUAUGUAUUUGGCCAACAAAUGUCACCUCUGGAGGCCGCAGCUUUUGAAUUGAGACAGCACAUUUUCUGAAAGCUAUGAUAUUUUUAAGACUGAACCUCCAAAAAGGAACAUUUUGCUGUUAUAUGUCAAAAUACUGUAUGAGGCAUCCUUUCAGAAUGACAAUCAGUCCUCAUGACGUGUGUGUAUGUGGCUGACAGCUGUUGCAGACACCUAUUAUCUGUGCUAAAGAAUUAAUUUGUCUUGUUUUCAAUGUUCUUUAUCGGAUGAGUCCUUAUUUUAUAAUGUUAUUAAUAUUAAAUAAAAUAAGUGGUGCCUUUAUUAAAACAACUAACACAUAUUAAAGAGAUAUUUCACCCAAUAUGAAAAUGAUCACUUUUUCGGCCUUGUUUUUUUUUUUACUCAUAUGACUUUC